UGCGGGAGGCCACGCCCAGUUUUUCCGUCCGGUCUCUCGGCACCGCAUCCGCUAGCGCCACGAGGGCAACAUGGCAGGCGGCGAGUUGCGGGCAGCGCUGGAGCAGCUCCUCGAAGCCCUGGCCAUCCGCACGGAGGUCGUGGAGCACCCGGAGGUGUUUACAGUUGAAGAAAUGAUGCCUCAUAUCCAACAUUUGAAAGGAGCACAUAGUAAGAACUUAUUUCUUAAAGACAAAAAGAAAAAAGGCUAUUGGCUGGUGACAGUUCUUCAUGAUAGACAAAUUAAUUUAAAUGAUCUUGCCAAGCAGUUAGGUGUUGGAAGUGGAAAUCUGCGGUUUGCUGAUGAAACAGCCAUGCUAGAAAAACUGAAAGUUGGCCAAGGCUGUGCCACACCGUUGGCACUCUUCUGUGAUGAUGGAGAUGUGAAAUUUGUUCUGGAUUCUGCUUUUUUGGAAGGUGGACAUGAAAAGGUGUACUUUCAUCCAAUGACCAAUACUGCAACCAUGGGAUUGAGCCCUGAAGACUUUCUCACAUUUGUGAAGAAGACAGGACACGAUCCCAUAAGACUAAAUUUUGAUAAAAACUAAUUGGGUUAAUGUUUAGAAUACAUUUAUUUCUGAAAGCUGUUUUUCUUACUUGUAAUUAUAAAAAGCAUUAAAAGUGGUAAGAUAUAUAUGGCACCUUGGUUUGGUGACUACCUAAACUACUUAAGGAGCUAUUUAACUAUUUCAUCUUAAAGGAGCUGUUUUUAAAAAGAUAUAUUGAGGUAGUUUUAGUCAGCUCAGAGAUUCCACCCUCCCCUUCCCCCAUGACAAUUACUUGUUACAGGAAUGCCUUCAACAAUUAAGGAUGAAUUAACGUAGGGAGUUCCCUGGUGGCCUAGUGGUUGGGAUUCUAGGCUUUCACUGCCAUGGCCCGGGUUCAAUCCCUGGUCAGGGGAACUGAGAUCCUGCAAGCUGUGUGGCAGCCUAAAUUAAUUAAUUAAUUAAUUAAUUAACAUCAAAACUAAGAUUAGUUAACUAUCUAAAAUUAACUAUAUUACAUCUUCUGUAAGGUGUUUAUUAUACUUGAAAAAAGCAAGCUGCAAAAACAGCAUAUAUAAAAUACAUAUGACAGUGUACAUACAGGGGAAAAAGAGGAAUAUGGGAAUAUAUUCAACUGUUAAUAGUGGUUAUCUUUGGGGAAUGAGGAUUAAGGAAUAAGAAUUCCCCAGCAAUAUAAUUAAACAUGGGGGCAAGGGCAAAACCUUCCUAUUACUGGGUGUUCGUUUUUAAACCAAUGCUUUCUUUUUCAGUGAAAAGCUAAUUUUUAAAUAAAAUUCUAUCUUUAGAAAAUUUUAAUCUAGAAAAACACUCAAAGUAGGGAUGGAAAAUGUUAUGUCAUAAUCAUUAUACUAAUGAAAUUGUAUUUUAAAACUCAGGAGCAGAAUAUACAUAGGCCAUUAAGAAGGAUUUGCUUAGUCUUCGGAGGUUACAAAAUGUGAACAUGCUUGAACAAGGUUCCUCUGUCCUCUAGGCUAUAUUAAAUUUUACUCAUCCCCUUUCAACUGUGGCAUCUAAAGCAGUAUAAGAACCCAGGAUUAUGUAUUGUCAGUUGUCAUAUAGAAGCUAGUUCAAAAACAGAGGAAAAUUGAUGUACUUUUCCACCUCACUUAGAUUCAAACAAAACCCCAGUUGAGGGUAUGACUAGACUAGGCUACAAAAUAGCCUAGAGGUCUUAGGAAAAUUCUCGUUUCCUCUAGAGUACAAUCAAGUGGGAUAUUUGAGAGAUAAUCAUAUUUUCCUAAGGUUGAACACUCAAAAAAAUAAUUUGCUUCUGGUAGAGAAAUUGUACUUAAUUUGUACCAAUUUGCAUUACUGAAAGGCAAAAGUGAAAACUUGUCAUUUUUGGAUAUAUUUGGUUAGAAACUACAAGUCUACGCAAGGCAGAAUUUUUAUAAAAUACAGAAUGGAUUUAAGAGAUGAGUUAGAAAUAUUUUCCAUAAAUGAUAACCUUAUUUCUGAGGUGCUAUGUUAGUUUUUGCCUACUCUGUACCAUAUCUCUAAGAAAGAGGAAAUUUUAGGUUUCUUUACAUAUAAAAUUAAGGUUUAACGAAUAGAAUCAAAGACACCGAGGACCUUAGAUAACUGGUCUAACUGUCCUCCCCACCUUAUGGUGAAAACAGGCCCAGAAAGACUGACCUGCCCAAGGACACAAGGCAGGUUGCCAUCUCUAACAUUAUGCCUCCCAAAGUCUAGAUGUGAAAAUGAAAGAGACUGAUUUGUACAAUCUAUUAUUGUAUUUAAACCUAUUUUGAGGUUGACAAAACUGAUAGACUCUCAGUUCUCUCCCAAAACCUCCAAUACUCAUCCCAAAGUGAUUAGGACAGAAUCAUCUAAACAAGGUUAUAUGUUAUGAAGCACAUAAAAUAGGUUUUCUAGGGCAAAGGGAAAGGAAAGAAUAAUACUUGGCUAAAUUAUAAGUUAUGAUUGCUGACCACCUGUUA
Molecule: messenger RNA, 2484 nt
Organism: Balaenoptera musculus (blue whale)
Lineage: Eukaryota; Metazoa; Chordata; Mammalia; Artiodactyla; Balaenopteridae
Product: prolyl-tRNA synthetase associated domain-containing protein 1
Exons: 2
Coding region: 71-586 (171 amino acids)
Molecular function (GO): aminoacyl-tRNA deacylase activity
Source: RefSeq, a predicted model, not a curated record